AUGUCCCUCUUCAAGAAAUUCUUCAAAAAUAUCCAUGACAGAGACAGAGAUGAUGACACAGUCACAGUGAAGGGUAAGCCCAAACCUAAAUAUUAUGGAACAGUCACCCCGUACCCAAACUUCAAUGCCAGCAGUGAUGCCUCAGUUCUUCAGAGCGCCAUUGAAGCUAGAGGAGUGGACGAGGAUGUGAUCAUUUCAGUCCUGGUGAAGAGAAGCAACGAACAGAGACAGAAGAUCAAAGUAGUUUAUGAAGCAUCCAAAGGAGAGAGGCUGGCUGAAGAUCUGAAGGACGCUCUCAGGUCAGAUUUGGAGGAUGUCUCUCUGGCUCUGCUCAUGACACCUGCUCAGUUUGAUGCCUUCCAGCUCAGGAGAGCCACAAAGGGACUGGGCACAGAUGAAGAAAUCCUGGUGGAGAUUCUGGCAACAAGAUCAAACCAAGAGAUUUGUGAGAUCAAGAGGGUCUUUAAAGAAGAGUACGGAGAAGAGCUGGAGGAAGUUAUUGUGAGCGAGACAAGCGAUGAGUUCACCACGGCUCUUCUGGCCAUGAUGAAAGCAAACAAAAGUGAAAGCAUGGAAGUCGACAUGGCUCUGGCCCAAAAGGAUGCAGAGAUUCUGUUUGAGUCAGGUGAUAAUGCUGAUGGAAUCGACGUUGCUGCCUUCAUCAACAUCCUGACCACACGCAGCGGACCGCAGCUCUCUAAGACAUUCGAGAAAUACGCCUCCGUCAGUGACGUCACAUUACCUAAAGCCCUGGAGUUGGAGCUGAGCGGAGACAUUGAAGACUGUCUCAUUGACAUUGUGAAAUGUUCCUGGAACAAACCAGCUUUCUUUGCUGAGAAACUCCAUCUGGCAAUGAAGGGCCACGGUACAUGUGAGGAGACGCUGAUCAGGGUGCUGGUGAGCCGCUCUGAGAUUGACCUACAGAAGAUUUUGGAGCAAUACCGGGCCAUGUAUAACAGAAGUGUACAGGAGGACAUACUGGAGGACACUGAUGGACAUUAUCAGCAGGUCCUGCUUGGAAUCUGUGGACCAUACUGA
This is a messenger RNA of Scomber scombrus (Atlantic mackerel), 1038 nucleotides long. RefSeq names its product annexin A1-like. Gene Ontology annotation, biological process: prostate gland development; cellular response to vascular endothelial growth factor stimulus; negative regulation of T-helper 2 cell differentiation. The record is from RefSeq and is a predicted model, not a curated record. The transcript has 11 exons. The coding region runs from base 1 to 1038 and encodes 345 amino acids. Gene Ontology annotation, molecular function: calcium ion binding; cadherin binding involved in cell-cell adhesion; phospholipase A2 inhibitor activity. Gene Ontology annotation, cellular component: plasma membrane; cytoplasm. NCBI's taxonomy places the organism in Eukaryota, Metazoa, Chordata, Actinopteri, Scombriformes, Scombridae.